Molecule: messenger RNA, 295 nt
Organism: Funneliformis mosseae
Lineage: Eukaryota; Fungi; Glomeromycota; Glomeromycetes; Glomerales; Glomeraceae
Source: the annotation of a GenBank genome assembly
UGAAUGUUUCUUGGAAAAUCAAUCACAAAAGAAGAAUCCAAGUUUCAUUUGGAGCAUCUGUUACAGGAAUGAAAAUAAGCAGAGUUCCCAUAAUCAGGAUACUUUUUCCUCAACAUCUUCUCUCCCGUUAUUAAAAUCAGCCACAGAUAGAGAUUUGGAAACACGGAAAUUGCUCGGAAACCAAUCCAUAGACGCAUCUUGCUCAAAUAAAACCGAACCUUUCAGUCAAUACUUUCACACUGACAGUAAAGAAAAGGAUGAAAAUAUUUCCUUGACAAAAUUGCCAAAUGUAUAG